UUCAGAUUAUCACACUAGUGGCGUUGCAAACAUUUCCAACGCAGGUGGAUGUGGCGGAUCCUCGUGCCUUUUCCGUUUAGGGAUCAAAGAUGGCUCGUGGUCCGAAGAAGCAUCUUAAGCGUUUAAAUGCACCCAAGGCAUGGAUGUUGGAUAAACUCGGGGGUGUGUACGCCCCCAGGCCAUCCACUGGGCCACAUAAACUUAGGGAGUCGCUCCCUAUAAUUAUCUUCCUUCGUAACAGGUUGAAAUAUGCCCUGACAAAUGGAGAAGGAAAGAAAAUCACUAUGCAGAGAUUAAUAAAAGUCGAUGGGAAAGUGCGCACAGAUCCCAACUACCCCGCUGGUUUCAUGGAUGUCAUUACAAUUGAAAAGACUGGUGAAUUCUUCCGCUUGAUUUACGACGUUAAGGGACGUUUCACCAUCCAUCGCAUCACUGCUGAAGAAGCCAAAUACAAAUUGUGCAAGGUAAAACGCGUGCAGACUGGCCCUAAGGGUAUUCCUUUCUUGGUCACGCACGAUGGUAGAACAAUCAGAUAUCCUGACCCAGUCAUUAAGGUCAACGAUACUAUUCACUUGGAUAUUGCCACUGGCAAGAUUUUGGACUCCAUCAGAUUUGAUUCCGGAAACUUGUGCAUGAUCACCAGCGGAAGGAACUUGGGUCGUGUCGGUACCGUCGUCAACCGUGAACGUCACCCUGGUUCUUUUGAUAUCUGCCACAUAAAGGAUGCACAAGGACACACCUUCGCCACAAGGCUGAACAACGUCUUCAUUAUUGGCAAAGGUACGAAGGCAUACAUCAGUUUACCGAGGGACAAGGGUGUCAAGCUGUCGAUCGCCGAAGAACGCGACAAGAGAUUAGCAGCAAAAGGUGUAAAUUAAGAAUGCGCAUUAAAAAAGAAAAUGAUGAAUAAACUGAAAUUCUCUUGAUAA
Messenger RNA from Ooceraea biroi (clonal raider ant), 929 nucleotides. RefSeq names its product ribosomal protein S4 (gene RpS4). Gene Ontology annotation, cellular component: ribosome; cytosolic small ribosomal subunit. Gene Ontology annotation, molecular function: structural constituent of ribosome; RNA binding. Gene Ontology annotation, biological process: translation. NCBI's taxonomy places the organism in Eukaryota, Metazoa, Arthropoda, Insecta, Hymenoptera, Formicidae. The record is from RefSeq and is a predicted model, not a curated record.